UUAAUUUGACCAUUUAAAAAACAUAGGUGGGGGCUUUCGCAUACAUCGAUGAAGACCAUCUGCCUCUGCUAUCCAUGUGCAGUUGAGACAGAAUCCGGAAGCUUUAGCUUCUUCAUAAAUUGUGGAUCUGCCUAUGUUUAUGUUCUCACGACUAAAUCCACAGUGAAAGAGUGUAUCUUUAAAAAUAGCAACACCGAAACUCCAGUGAUAUAACUCACCUUUUUUUAAGAAACUAUAUCAUCAUCUCGAGAUAAACAAUGAACGCCAAGAAGAUAGUCGUUGUUAUUCUGAAUCAUGCGACUCUAGCGUUCACUUUCAGGUAUAUCUGGUUGCAAAGCUUUAGAACUGGUUAUAGGUACCACAAUCAUGAAGAUAGUAAACACUAAGCAUAGAGUAGAUCUGAGUUUUUUUUUGUAGAUGAGUUCAUCAUGAUGAUUUGUUAGUGUACAUACUCUUCUCAUGAGCUCAUAAUUUAUAUAUGUUACGAAGUGCUAAAUUCUAGCAAAAAUAAUUCAGAUUUAGCUUAUUUUGAACAAAUUAGUCAAAGUCAUUAAAAGUAUAUGUGAGCACUAUUAGGAAAUAAUAUAUAUUUUCUAGAAUAUUAUAUAUAUAUAUAUGAAUCUCUGAGAUAAGACUAAAUAUUACAUUUCUAUGUAAGAGGUUCAUUAUUUAUGGAAUAAAUACAUAAAUUUCAUUUUUUUCAUUUCUAUUUUCAAAAAUUUUAUCAUUUUUAUUAAAAUAGUUUUCUGCUGGCUAAUAAUAUAUAUAUAUAUAUAUACGAAACUCUGAGAUAAGACUAAAUAUUACAUUUCUACAUAAGAGGUUCAUUAUUUAUGGAAUAAAUACACAAAUUUUAUUUUUUUCAUUUCUAUUCACAACAAUUUUAUCAUUUUUUAUUAAAAUGGUUUUCUGCUAGCUAAUUAUGAUUUCCAAUUUUUUUAUCUUUUUAAUUUGUUAAUUACAAGCUUGUCAUCCUUUCUAUAUUUUAAUAAAUGUAUUUUCGGAGUAGGCAAGAACAAUCCAUAUAUAUAAAAAAGUGUGGAUAGUUUGUUCUGCAAUCAAUCAAGGUACUAUGUUGAAUGUUUAGACAAAAUAAUGUAUAAUAUAUAAAAAUGCCCAACUUUGAUCAUGUUGAAACCUUCCGAAAAAGAAUAAAAAAAAAUAAAAAAAUCAUGAGGACUUUGUCAGUUGUGCCCAAAUGAACAAAUAUCACACUUAUUGAUAGUGGAACAAUUGAACAUAUGUUUGAAAAGGGUGAACGUUUACAAAUAUAUAAUCUUCACUAUUAAAUUACCAGAAACUCAAUAUUGUUUUGAAGGUGUAGUAACAUUGUAAUGACCCACCACUCCCACCAUCUCCACUUCUUUCUCCAACCCCACCACUUCCACCUUCUUUUCCACCAUCUCCACCUUCUUACCCACCAUCUCCAUCUUCUUUAAAGCUUGAGAAAGAGAGAGAGAGAGGGAAAGAGAGAGAGAAGAAGGAGAAGAAGGAAGAAAGCUCACCUGAGCUCGUCGCCGGAGAAACCGUGCGCCGUGACCACGUUCAGCUUGCCACCACCGAUAAACACCCUAGACUACCAUCGUGUUCCUCUCGUCGAGACGAAUCCGUAGCCACCAAAAACGCCUCAAUCGGAGUCCGGACGAAGCCGCACGCGCCUCCGGAAGUUUUGCCUCUGCGCGCGCGUGAGGUACACGCGCCGCCGCCGGAAAACGUCGCCACCGCCAGACCACCGUCCCCCGCCGCCGGAAUAUCCGCCGUCGUCGCCGGUAACUCGCCGGUGACUCGGUCAACUCGUCCGAGUCAACUCAAUUUGGAGUCCAUUUGAGCAGCUGGAGGUCAUAUAUACCGCUUCUCUUCAUUGCUAAGCAGGAGAAAGCUUUCAAUGGAGAAGAGUAAUGGCCAGCGAGUGAUUCUGUUUCCACUUCCAUUGCAAGGCUGCAUCAACCCCAUGCUUCAGCUUGCAAUGAUCCUCCACUCAAGAGGUUUCUCCAUCACUGUGAUCCACACGCGCUUCAAUCCCCCAAAACCUUCAAGCCACCCUCUCUUCACCUUCUUACAGAUCCCAGAUGGCUUGUCUGAAGCUGAGACAAGAACUCACGAUGUCACACUUCUCCUAACGCGUCUCAACCGAAGCUGUAAGUCUCCGUUUCGUGACUGUUUGACUAAACUGUUGCAAUCUGAAACAGCGGAAGGGAAACAGAGGAUUAGCUGUUUGAUCCAUGAUGCUCAAUGGAUCUUCACACAAUCACUCGCUCAUAGUUUGAAUCUCCCGAGAUUGGUCCUCAAUACCUAUAAAGUCUCUUUCUUUCAUGGCCAUUUCGUUCUUCCUCACCUCCGCCGCCAAAGAUUACCUCCAUUGCAAGGUCCCAUCACAAAUUCAGAACAAGAUGAUCCAGUAGAGGAGUUUCCACCGCUUCGAAAGAAAGAUCUUUCACAGAUUCUCGAUGAAGAAACAGAGCUCUUAGACUCGUACUCAGAUAAGAUCUUGGAAACGACAAAGACGUCUUCUGGUCUUAUAUUCGUGUCAUCUUGUGAGGAGUUGGAUCAAGACUCACUCAGCCAAGCACGUCAAGAUUUCAAAGUCCCUAUCUAUGCAAUAGGACCUUCUCAUAACUACUUUCCAGGCUCGUCUAGUAGCUUGUUCACACCGGACAGCACUUGCAUCCAGUGGCUUGACAAACAAGAAGACAGAUCCGUGAUCUACGUGAGUUUCGGUAGCUUAGCGAACAUGAGCCGUUCAGAGUUAAUUGAGAUUGCUUGGGGUCUAAGCAACAGCGACCAACCCUUCUUGUUGGUCGUUAGGGUUGGUUCAGUCAAAGACGCAGAAUGGAUCGAGACGAUCCCUGAAGAACUUAUGGAGAGGAUUAAGGAGAAGGGGAAGAUAGUGAAAUGGGCGCCGCAACAAGAGGUUCUAAAGCAUAGAGCCGUUGGAGGAUUCUUGACACACAAUGGUUGGAACUCGACUGUUGAGAGUGUUUGUGAAGGUGUCCCUAUGAUUUGUUUGCCUUUUGUGUGGGAUCAGUUGCUGAAUGCAAGAUUCGUUAGUGAUGUGUGGAUGGUGGGGAUUCAUCUAGAGGGUCGGAUUGAGAGGAAUGUGAUUGAAAGAGCGGUAAGGAGAUUGUUGUUGGAGCCAGAAGGAGAAGUGAUACGAGGGAGGAUGAAGCUUCUUAUGGAGAAAGUAAGAAGAUCUGUUAAACAAAACGGUUCGGCAUAUCGAUCUUUAGAACAGUUGGUUGAUCGUCUAUCAUCUUUCUAGCUAUAUGUUCGUAUGUUGAUUUCUUCGUCAUUUUUUGUUUUGUUUUGCAAGUAAUAAUUUGUCUGUGUUUGGCAUUGCUAGAAGAAAAUAAGCCAUAAUAACAAGACUAAUAUGUUCCCAUGGGGAAAAUUUCCUUUUAUAUCUUUUAUUUAUACUUGUUUCUUUGUGUUUUGGCUUGUUGAUAUAUAAUAGUGUUCGUUGAAAUAUUUAAAAGAAUUGAUUUGGUUAAUUAUGUCUAUAAUAGAAAAAUGCAUAUCUUACAAAAAUUCCUAAGCUAAACGUACUUGAAUUUAUAUAGUGGAAAGAUAGGUGAUAUAUUAGAAAAUGAUUUGCGUUUAUCGUGAAAGUGAAGGUGAAACACGGAAAAAUCACGUGGAGAUUGUAAAAGAACACUAUUGCACGGACCGUUGGAUGUAGGGUAAGAACCACGGACCGAAAUAUUUUGGGUUAAACAUAAAAAUUGUUUUGUCUAAUCGUGCGUUGAACACUCCAACGACAGAGCAUAUGAUAAUGCAGAUUUGACAUCAAAGCAGAUAUGUCCUAUUAUGUUUGCAAUUUAUACAAAUAUUAAAAAAUAAUGGAGCAAGUGGCUUCCCACCUCAGUUAGACCACCUCCAUCCAUUAGGAUUCCUAAUGGGUACUUAAAAUUAAAUUAGUGUAUAAUGUAGUGAUUUAAAAGGUUAAGUACCUCUAUUAAUCUAAUUAAUUUUUUCAUCCUCCA
Brassica napus (rape) is the source of this 3980-nucleotide messenger RNA. Its product is annotated as UDP-glycosyltransferase 76C4. Gene Ontology annotation, molecular function: UDP-glycosyltransferase activity. Bases 1886 to 3259 code for a protein of 457 amino acids. The record is from RefSeq and is a predicted model, not a curated record. The transcript has 5 exons. Lineage: Eukaryota; Viridiplantae; Streptophyta; Magnoliopsida; Brassicales; Brassicaceae.